AUGAAAUUAAACCAGCCACAGGUCCAUUCAUUCCAAGUGGACUCCAAUGACACACCCACCACCAUUUCCACUCUGGACGACGACCAGGAAAAGCAACAGGAUGUAAAGAGAGAACUAAAGAAAAGACACAUCUCCAUGAUUGCCCUAGGUGGGACCAUCGGCACGGGACUGUUUUUGGGGAUUGCACGUCCACUCAUUAUCGCAGGUCCAAUAGGUGCAUUGAUCGCAUAUCUUUUCAUGGGAACCGUCGUAUUCUCUGUCACUCAAUCAUUGGGUGAAAUGUGCACUUUCAUCCCAGUAACAGCAUCAUUCACCGUCUUUGCCCAAAGAUUCUUAUCCCCCGCAUUCGGUGCUGCUAAUGGGUACAUGUAUUGGUUCUCCUGGGCAAUGACCUUUGCCCUAGAAUUAUCUGUGGUGGGCCAAAUUAUUCAAUUCUGGACCAUGGCGGUCCCCCUAGCAGCCUGGAUUUCCAUCGUUUGGGUCCUCUUGACAAUUUCUAACUUAUUCCCAGUACGCAUCUACGGUGAAAUUGAAUUCUGGAUCGCUUCUGUCAAAGUACUGGCCAUCCUGGGGUUCAUCAUUUAUGGUAUUUGUAUCAUUUGUGGUGCUGGUGUCACAGGACCCGUCGGUUUCAGAUAUUGGAAGAAUCCAGGACCUUGGGGCAUGGGGAUCAUUUCUUCCAAUGUCAAUGAGGCAAGAUUCUUUGGUUGGGUCUCGUCUUUAAUCAAUGCAGCAUUCACGUUCCAGGGAACUGAAUUGGUGGGCAUCACUGCCGGUGAAGUCCAAGAACCAAGAAAGACUGUCCCCAAGGCAAUUAAAAAAGUCGUCUUUAGAAUUCUGGUCUUCUACAUUGGUUCACUACUAGUCAUUGGAUUGUUGGUCCCAUAUAAUGAUCCCAAAUUACAAAGUAAUGACAGCUAUGUCUCCUCGUCACCUUUCAUCAUUACCAUCCAAAACGCAGGAACCAAGAUCCUACCACACAUUUUCAACGCUGUCAUUCUCAUAACCAUCAUUUCAGCGGGCAAUUCAAACGUUUACAUUGGGUCCAGGAUAUUGUAUGGCUUGGCUAAAAACAAGGCAGCACCCAAAUUUUUUACAAACACAUCCAAAGCUGGUGUUCCCUAUGUGACUGUCCUUUUCACUUCCAUGUUUGGAUCCCUAGCAUACAUGGAAACCACCACGGGAGGAGACAAGGCUUUCACAUGGUUGUUAAAUAUCGUAGGAGUAGCAGGGUUUUUCGCCUGGUUAUUGAUUUCUUGUUCUCAUAUCCGUUUCAUGAAGGCUUUGAAGCAAAGAGGAAUUUCAAGAAAUGAUUUGCCCUAUAAGGCCAUGCUCAUGCCAUGGCUAGCGUAUUAUGCCGUGUUCUUCAUGGUUAUAAUAAUCGUCAUCCAGGGAUUCACCUCUUUUGCCCCGAAAUUUAAAGUGGCAAACUUCUUUGCAGCUUAUAUUUCUGUCUUUUUAUUUAUUAUAUUUUGGGUCGCCUUUCAAAUAUGGUUCAAAUGUCGAUUGGUUUGGAAGUUGCAGGAUGUGGAUUUGGAUACAGAUAGAAGGGACAUUGAAGAGGAGGUAUGGAGUGAUGAUGUGGAAGACAAGAACAAGAAUUGGUGGGACCGUUUUUGGAAUUACGUAGCAUAA
This is a messenger RNA of Naumovozyma castellii, 1635 nucleotides long. RefSeq names its product arginine permease ALP1 (gene ALP1). NCBI's taxonomy places the organism in Eukaryota, Fungi, Ascomycota, Saccharomycetes, Saccharomycetales, Saccharomycetaceae. The transcript has a single exon. The coding region runs from base 1 to 1635 and encodes 544 amino acids. The record is from RefSeq and is a predicted model, not a curated record.